ACUCAAACAACGACGUCGUUUCAGAUUGAGCUCCUCUUUUCACAGUCGAAGUCAAAACCCUAAAUCUCUCUGCUUCCUUCCCAAAACACGAUUUCAAACGAAACCUCUCGGCGUGAGAUCAGAAACACUCAAAAACAUGAUUCGAGUCACGAGACCAAAACCGAUCAUCGACUCCCUCAGCUACAACCUCAUCCAGAGAUGCUCCGCCGGCGGAACCCCCAAAGGAAAAGCCAAGCUCAAAACAGGCCAGCCACUGAAGCGUAACAAGCUCUCCACCAAGAAAGGCGGCAAAACCCCCGGAGCCGGAGGAGCCGGAGACGGAGAGGAAGCCGCGAAAGGCAAAGGCCGAAUCUCCGACGAAAAGCAGAAGCUCUACGAGCAGUGCCUAAACGCCCCCUGCCCCGUCCGCUCCCUGACCCCGAAAGAAGCCUCUCGCGAGGCCCAGCGCGAGAAGCUGGGCCUGAUCAGCAAGGAGAAGCAGCGAGACACGGAGAUUCAGAAGAAGGGAGGAGCCGCCGCGAUGGGGAGCAUCGCCGACGAGCCGAUCCGGAUCGGGACGGCGGGUCUGGAUUACGUCUCGCUGGGGAUCUUCGGAGCCGACGAGCUGGUGAAGUAUAAGGUGACGGCGGAGGACGGGGAGAGGCUCGCGAAGGAGAACAGUAAGGUGCUGAUGAGGGAGCAUAGGGAGAGGAGGGCUGCGGAGACCGUGUUGUUGAGUAUGAAGAGGGAGGCGAUCGAGGCGUUGCCGGAGAAGCUGAAGGUGGCGGCUUUGGAGCCUGAUUUGACUCCGUUUCCGGCGAAUAGAGGGAUGGCUACGCUUACGCCGCCGAUUGAAGGGUAUCUUGAGAAGGUUAUGGACGCCGCUAAGAAGAGCUCCAGUAAAGAGAAAUUGAGAUGAUUCGUUUUUUUAAAGUUGAUUCUAUAUUCAGAAUGGAACAGAACCGAGAAGUGCCAUAGGCAGAGACUUCAAGAGACUGUUUCUAGGAAUUCCAAGCUUGAGUUAAGAGUAUAAUACAUGCAGCUUCUCGUUUUAUUGUUUCGCAAACUCGACUUCCUCAAGUUGUGUCUUGGAUCUUAAUAAAGAUUUUCUUAAAGCUUUGUCCAGAUCUUGAUAAAUGUUCAAGUCUUUGUAUCUCUGGAUCUUGGUUUUGAAAUUGGUUUUGAUAAUUUCCCCUUAUUUAAAUGA
This is a messenger RNA of Raphanus sativus (radish), 1186 nucleotides long. RefSeq lists its product as uncharacterized. Gene Ontology annotation, cellular component: mitochondrial ribosome; mitochondrial large ribosomal subunit. The transcript has 2 exons. NCBI's taxonomy places the organism in Eukaryota, Viridiplantae, Streptophyta, Magnoliopsida, Brassicales, Brassicaceae. Bases 137 to 898 code for a protein of 253 amino acids. The record is from RefSeq and is a predicted model, not a curated record.